Molecule: messenger RNA, 830 nt
Organism: Drosophila suzukii
Lineage: Eukaryota; Metazoa; Arthropoda; Insecta; Diptera; Drosophilidae
Source: RefSeq, a predicted model, not a curated record
UAGUUGUCACCAUGAAGGUUUUCCUUGUCUUGGCUUUGGCUGUUGCCUCCGUUUCCGCCGGAAUCCUGCCUCUGGACACUCCAAUGCGUCCUCGGGACCUUGAAGGAGUUCCAUCCAUCAAUGGCCGGAUUACAAACGGAAAGAACGCAGCGGAGAAUCAGUUUCCCUACCAGGUGGGACUCAGUUUCGCCAGCUCUUCUGGCAGUUGGUGGUGCGGAGGAUCCAUCAUCGCUAAUACCUACGUGGUGACGGCUGCCCACUGCACCGAGGGGUCCUAUUCCGUGACCAUUUACUAUGGUUCCACCGUUCGCACCAGCCCCAAACUGACCCACACCGUUUCCAGCUCCAACUUCGAGCAACACGCCAACUUUAACUCGGUCACCUUGAACAACGACAUUUCUCUGAUCAAGACCCCAUCGGUUGCUUUCUCGGCUUCCAUCAACAGGAUUGCUCUGCCCGCCAUUGCCAGUAGCUACUCCACUUACGCCGGACAGACUGCCGUGGCCUCCGGAUGGGGCAGGACCUCCGACACCUCCACUUCUGUGGCCUCCAACCUGCAGUAUGCCGACCUCACGGUUAUUGCAAAUUCGGUUUGCCAACAGUCCUACGGAACCGACGUGGUUACGAGCGGAGUCAUCUGCGUGGCCUCGGUGAAUCAGGUCUCCAUCUGCAAGGGCGAUUCCGGCGGUCCUUUGGCCUUGGACAGUAAGCUGAUUGGAAUUACCUCCUUCGUUUCCUCCAGAGGAUGCGAGAAGAAUGCCCCAGCUGGUUUCACCCGUGUUACCAGUUACCUGGACUGGAUCAAGACCAAGUCAGGAGUUUCCGCUUAG